Messenger RNA from Filobasidium floriforme, 965 nucleotides. Its product is annotated as CheY-like superfamily. The transcript has 6 exons. NCBI's taxonomy places the organism in Eukaryota, Fungi, Basidiomycota, Tremellomycetes, Filobasidiales, Filobasidiaceae. Bases 90 to 725 code for a protein of 211 amino acids. The record is from RefSeq and is a predicted model, not a curated record. Gene Ontology annotation, biological process: phosphorelay signal transduction system.
UAAGCCACAAAGAGCAUCAGCCGAAACUAUGCACGAUUCGCUCGCUGAUCGCUGAUCUUGUCUUCCAGCUUGUACUGUUGGUGGGGCCUAUGGAAGCGGAAAGCUACAAGAAACGUGUGGAGCAAGAAUCUUGGACAGUCUUAUCCAAACCAGUCACCGCCAUGGCCCUAUAUUGCGCGACAUGCCCGCAGUCUAGCGAUCCUUCAGCUCAAGCUGUAUCUCGACCCAGCUCUCCGUCUUUGGAACGCCCAGGCAAGCCAGCAAAACAGGUUCUUCCGAACGGAGCUAUGGGAAAGAGGUCUGGCAUUGAUAACCGAUAUGCCCUAACAUACCCUCUGCGCAUCCUGUAUGUCGAUGACUCCAUUAUCAACGUCAAGGUCGGCAAAAAGAUUCUGGAGAAAUUCGGUUACAAAGGUGUUGAUACGGCAGACGAUGGGCGAGCCGCCGUAGCUGCAGCUGAAAAGGUCGACUACGAUCUGAUCCUGAUGGAUCUACAAAUGCCCACGAUGGAUGGUUACACGGCCCGGAACGUCAUCUACCAGAAAGAUCCAGCAAAUUGCCCUGUCAUCGUUGCGUUGACCGCAAACACCGACGAAGAAACCAAGGAGCGCUGCGCGAAAGAAGGCUUCUUCUACUUCUUGUCAAAACCCCUCAAGAUAGCCGAUCUCGCGAACGUUUUACGCUUGGCCUAUACCGAUCGUCACACCAUGAAGGACCCUGUCUAGUCCGGCCUAUCCGAAGAUAUCUCAGGCUCAAGAAUUACAAGCACCUAACUUCAGCAUUGACAAUAGCCUGCAUACGAAAGACCCAUCCGUUUCAACGGAUAGACGACGAACAUGUAAGAAUAGCCGGUUGUACAUGGGUAUAUGGAUUGAUGAAAGGGCUGAAAGACUGGAGACCGCGAAAACGCUGCCCCUUGCCUGCCCCCUUAGCCGAGGGCAAGGGGAUCAGGGGGUCUUGGGGUA